Manacus vitellinus (golden-collared manakin) is the source of this 2689-nucleotide messenger RNA. It is a transcript of the gene DCUN1D3, whose product is annotated as defective in cullin neddylation 1 domain containing 3. The transcript is spliced from 6 exons. The record is from RefSeq and is a predicted model, not a curated record. Gene Ontology annotation, biological process: positive regulation of ubiquitin-protein transferase activity; protein neddylation. Lineage: Eukaryota; Metazoa; Chordata; Aves; Passeriformes; Pipridae. Gene Ontology annotation, cellular component: ubiquitin ligase complex. Gene Ontology annotation, molecular function: ubiquitin-like protein binding; cullin family protein binding; ubiquitin conjugating enzyme binding. Bases 522 to 1430 code for a protein of 302 amino acids.
GCUUGAGUCAGAUAAUUACAGAUCUGGGUUGAAACCUUCCCUGGGAGUGAUCAGAAAAGCCAGGACUUGCAGACGUGCUCCCAUCGCUCACUCGCACCUUGGCUUCCCCCCUCCAUGGGAAAGGUUGUGGAACCUCCUGGCUGUUGGAGUCAAUUGAUAUCUACCUGAAUUAUAUUCAGCUGAACAUAGUGGAUGAAGGCGCCCCAGACACUUCAAGCAUUACAUGUGGAACCCAGGGAGCCUGAAGGAAGCUGUGAAGUUAAUGGAAUGAUUCCCUGUGUAGCUGGAACUACGAGUAGGAUUGUGCUCUGAAAAUCUCGACAGGGAGGAGGAAGGAAGAACUUACUGCAGGGAAGAGCAGUGCUGGCAGUGCCCAGGCAGGAGCUGUUCAGGUGCAGCGCUGGGCUCCUGGUAAGGCAAGUUAGCUGAGUGCUGCUAAUGGCAUGGUGAGAUGUGUUGAAGAGCAGCUGCGAGGGUGUCCAAGGGCAGGGGGACUGCGCUAGGAGCUGGUGUGCAACAUCAUGGGCCAGUGCGUCACCAAGUGCAAGAAUCCUUCUUCCACCCUGGGCAGCAAAAAUGGGGAAAGGGAAUCCGGCAGCAAGUCCCACAAGAGAAGUGCAGUCCACAAAGAUGACCAUGGCUCAGCUUGUGGGAAGGCUUCAGGAGACAUCCUUGUGAAUGGGACAAAGAAAAUGGACACUGCUUUGGAGUCCAGUCAGCCCCCGACGUUUUCUGGAGAUACAAAGAAAGACUCUGUUUGCAGCGCGGAAGAAUCUUCGCUUCAAAGGAUCGGGGAGUUGUUUAGGAGGUACAAGGAUGAACGGGAAGAUGCCAUACUGGAAGAAGGGAUGGAACGAUUUUGCAAUGACCUCUGUGUUGAUCCCACUGAAUUUAAAGUACUAGUUUUGGCUUGGAAAUUCCAGGCUGCUACCAUGUGCAAAUUUACAAGGAAGGAGUUUUUUGAAGGCUGCAAAGCAAUAAACGCAGACAGCAUUGAUGGCAUUUGUGCAAGGUUCCCCAGCCUCCUAAACGAAGCCAAGCAGGAAGAUAAAUUCAAGGAUCUCUACCGUUUCACCUUCCAGUUUGGCCUGGACUCUGAAGAAGGACAGAGGUCGCUACAUCGGGAAAUAGCCAUUGCCCUUUGGAAAUUAGUCUUCACCCAAAACAAGCCCCCUAUUUUGGACCAGUGGUUACACUUCCUCAUCAAGAACCCCUCAGGAAUCAAGGGAAUCUCCCGGGACACGUGGAACAUGUUUCUAAAUUUUACUCAGGUGAUUGGACCGGACCUUAGCAAUUACAGCGAGGACGAGGCCUGGCCGAGUCUCUUCGAUACCUUUGUGGAGUGGGAAAUGGAGCGAAGGAAAAAGGAAGAGGAAACCAAAUGUGUUACAUCUUUGGACACAGAGGGCCUGUGUGAGGAACAGACUUAGCGGUGUCCAAGCAGCAGUGACGAAAGCAACUUGUUGCCCUUCACAAAAUGUAAACUCUGGAUGUUUCUGGAAAUUACCGAGGCUCCAGAUUUUUCUACUUUACACCUUUUUCUGCCUUGUCUUUGAAAGGGCUCUAAAAUGCUGUAUCAUUUUUAGGCACUUUCUUAAUUUUGGUUAUUCCUUUUACUCUUGCCCUGAAAUAUUUGACCCUGGCUACAAGUUAAGCGUUUUUGGGGGUUGUUUUUUUUUAAGACUUCAGAUUAGUAUAAGUAAGUCUGAUAUUUCUUGCACAAUGUAGAUCUUUUUAGUUAGGUUAAAUUAACAUUGCUAAGUUAUACAGUGCCAGAUUAAGUUUUUCAUACUACAUCUGUCAGGGCAGGUCUGUACUGUGUGUAGUGCUGUUUACAUUGUUGAAAUUUUAGGUUAUAAUAAUUUUAAGGUUUUAUACCAAGAUAAACAGCAGUGUUAACUAUAAAUGCAUUAAUCCCAGGUAAUAAGGCUCUAAAAACCAACAUAAGCAACAGCUUUUUGUAAUAUGGCUAAUUCUCAUUUUGAGCUAACUCUUAGUGAAUGAGUCCAGAUCAUUCCUUUUUUUUGGACUUUCAAACUAAAUGUUGGGAUUGUUUUAUAAAAUUACUGUACCUGUCAGUCAACUGAGUGGUAGAUGACGAUUUGUAUCUAAAUCUCUUUACACGUUCAUGUAAUAAAAGAGCAGUACUACCUCAGUUUUAUUGAAAGUGGACUUGUUGAUGGACUUCCAUUUUCUCUGGAAGUUGUAUUUUUGUGGUUACAUGAGAAUAUUUUUACUUGACUAAAAGAACCAAAGGUUCUGCUUCUUAAGUUUGCUAAACAUUGACAGAAGCAACACACAAAUCCUAAGUCUUCAAGGAAAACUGUGGUAUAAUUCUGCUUUAAUUUGUUUGAUUUAUACCUAAAGUAUUACCUUACUUGUCUGGCAAGCACAGUACUUCUAUGUAAGGAACUAUCUUUUGCAUUAAUAUUGACGAACCAAUUUUUUAAAACCUAUGUUUAAUUGCUAAAUUGCAGUUAAUACUCCACACUUUCUGGAGAAACAAUAUCGGCAUCUGAUGACAAAGUGAAUUCUUAAUGUGUUCUUAAUGACAACAGUGUAGAUGAGUCAUUUUUAGACUGAUUUGAUAAUAUUUGGAUAGGAGUCAAUUUAUUAUUUUACAAUGCCUGUAUUGGGACUAUUUGCCUGUUGAAAUUGUUGUGACUUAAAGGGAGUUUUAUUAACACUG